Passer montanus (Eurasian tree sparrow) is the source of this 584-nucleotide messenger RNA. Its product is annotated as protein kinase C gamma type-like. Gene Ontology annotation, biological process: intracellular signal transduction; peptidyl-serine phosphorylation. The record is from RefSeq and is a predicted model, not a curated record. The transcript has 4 exons. The coding region runs from base 6 to 584 and encodes 192 amino acids. NCBI's taxonomy places the organism in Eukaryota, Metazoa, Chordata, Aves, Passeriformes, Passeridae. Gene Ontology annotation, molecular function: protein serine/threonine kinase activity; ATP binding.
AGGUGAUGCUGGCGGAGCGGCGCGGCUCGGCCGAGCUCUUUGCCAUCAAGAUCCUGAAGAAGGACGUGGUGGUGCAGGACGACGACGCCGCCUCCACGCUGGUGGAGAGGAGGGUGCUGGCCCUGGGGCCCCGCCCCCACUUCCUGACACACCUGCACUCCACCUUCCAGACCCCCGACCGGCUCUACUUUGUGAUGGAGUACGUCACCGGCGGCGACCUCAUGUACCACAUCCAGCAGGUCGGCAAGUUCAAGGAGCCCCACGCGCCCCCGUUUGACGGCGAGGACGAGGACGAGCUGUUCCAGUCCAUCCUGGAGCAGACGGUGACCUACCCCAAAGCCCUGAGCCGCGAGGCCGUGGCCAUCUGCAAGGGGUUCCUGACCAAACACCCCGGGAAGAGGCUGGGGGCCGGGCCGGGGGGCGAGCAGGAGGUUCGGGGUCACCCCUUCUUCCGCAGAACCGACUGGGAGCGCCUGGAGCGCCUGGAGGUGCCGCCGCCCUUCACCCCCCGCCCGGUGAGUGCCCCAAAACCGCCCCAAAACCGCCCCAAAAACACCCCCAAAAUGUCCCCAAAAUAUCCUUAA